GUUGCAUCCUACCGGGACAAUGAGCUCUGACUAUUCUCAGAGCUGGGGCCGCGAUGGCUGUCCCCGCAGCUCCGGCGGGGGCUUUGGAGGCGGCCGUGGAGGGGGCCACGGAGGGAGCCGAGGUGCCGGCGGCGGCGGCGGCGGGGGCGGCGGAGGGGGCGGUCGAGGCGGCCGGGGCCGGCAUCCCGGGCACCUGAAGGGCCGCCAGAUCGGCUUGUGGUACGCCAGGUUGCAGGGGCAGAAGAACAAGGAGGCGGAGAGGCAGGAGAGAGCUGUCGUACACAUGGAUGAACAUCGAGAAGAGCGGAUUGUGCAGCUGCUGAAUUCCGUCCAAGCUAAGAAUGAUAAAGAUUCGGAAGCACAGAUAUCCUGGUUUGCUCCUGAGGAUCAUGGAUACGGCACUGAAGUUCCUGCUGAGAACAAACCAAGCUCAGAGAAGAAACUUGAGGACCAGGAAAAGAAACUGAUCAACCAAGAAAAAAAGCCCUUUAGAAGCAGGGACAGAUCAUACAUGGACCGAGAUUCUGAGUACCUCUUGCAAGAAAAUGAGCCGGAUAUAACCUUAGACCGACAGCUGUUGGAAGAUUUACAGAGGAAAAAGACGGAGCCUCGGUAUAUCGAAAUGCAGCAUUUCCGGGAAAAGCUGCCUUCACAUGGAAUGCAAAAGGAGUUGGUCAGCCUGAUUGCGAACCACCAGGUGACAGUGAUAAGUGGUGAAACUGGCUGUGGAAAGACCACUCAGGUCACUCAGUUCAUCCUGGAUGACUACAUCAAACAGGGAAAAGGGUCUGCGUGCAGGAUCGUGUGUACCCAGCCGAGAAGGAUCAGUGCCAUCUCAGUUGCGGAGCGAGUGGCUGCAGAAAGGGCAGAGCCUUGUGGCAAUGGUAACAGUACUGGAUACCAAAUUCGUCUCCAGAGUCGGUUGCCGAGGAAACAGGGUUCCAUCCUGUACUGCACGACAGGAAUCAUCCUUCAGUGGCUCCAGUCAGACCCGCAUUUGUCCAGUGUCAGCCACAUGGUCCUAGAUGAAAUCCACGAACGAAAUCUACAGUCAGAUGUCUUAAUGACGGUUAUUAAAGAUCUUCUCACUUCUCGACCUGACCUGAAAGUAAUACUGAUGAGUGCCACAUUGAAUGCUGAGAAAUUUUCAGAAUAUUUUGGUCACUGUCCGAUGAUACAUAUACCUGGUUUUACUUUUCCUGUUGUGGAGUAUCUUUUGGAAGAUAUAAUUGAAAAAAUAAGAUACGUUCCGGAACAGAAAGAACCCAGAUCCCAGUUUAGGAGGGGAUUCAUGCAAGGGCGUGUCAGCAGACAAGAAAAAGAAGGGAAGGAGGCCAUCUACGAAGAGCGCUGGCCAGAUUACGUCAGGGAGCUGCGAGGAAGGUAUUCUGCAAGGACUGUAGAUGUUUUAGAAAUGAUGGAUGAUGAUAAAGUGGAUCUGAACUUGAUUGCUGCCCUUAUCCGACACAUCGUUUUGGAAGAAGAGGAUGGUGCAAUAUUGGUAUUUCUGCCAGGCUGGGACAAUAUCAGCAGUUUACACGACCUCUUGAUGUCACAAGUGAUGUUUAAAUCAGAUAAGUUUCUUAUUAUACCUUUACAUUCACUGAUGCCUACGGUUAACCAGACACAGGUGUUUAAAAAAACCCCUCCUGGUGUUCGGAAAAUAGUGAUCGCUACCAAUAUUGCAGAGACAAGCAUUACCAUAGAUGAUGUAGUUUAUGUGAUAGAUGGAGGAAAAAUAAAAGAGACACACUUUGACACUCAGAACAACAUCAGUACAAUGUCUGCCGAGUGGGUCAGUAAAGCUAAUGCCAAGCAAAGGAAAGGCCGAGCUGGAAGAGUCCAACCUGGUCAUUGCUAUCAUCUCUACAAUGGCCUUAGAGCCAGCCUUCUAGAUGACUAUCAGUUGCCAGAAAUUCUGAGAACUCCUUUGGAAGAACUUUGUUUACAGAUAAAGAUUUUAAGGCUAGGUGGAAUUGCUUAUUUUCUGAGGAGAUUAAUGGAUCCACCAUCAAAUGAGGCAGUACUGCUCUCCAUAAAACACCUGAUAGAACUGAACGCUCUGGAUAAACAAGAAGAAUUGACACCUCUUGGAGUCCACUUAGCACGCUUACCAGUUGAGCCACAUAUUGGAAAAAUGAUUCUGUUUGGAGCCCUGUUCUGCUGCCUGGACCCAGUACUCACCAUUGCUGCCAGCCUCAGCUUCAAGGACCCCUUUGUCAUUCCAUUGGGAAAAGAAAAGAUCGCGGAUGCGAGAAGAAAAGAGUUGGCCAAGGGUUCUAGAAGCGACCACCUGACAGUUGUGAAUGCAUUUAAGGGCUGGGAAGAAGCCAGGCGGCGUGGUUUCAGAUACGAGAAGGACUAUUGCUGGGAGUAUUUUCUGUCUUCAAACACACUGCAGAUGCUGCACAGCAUGAAGGCGCAGUUUGCCGAGCACCUCCUGGGAGCGGGGUUUGUUGGCGGCAGGAACCCUAAAGAUCCCGACUCGAACAUAAACUCAGAUAAUGAGAAGAUAAUUAAAGCUGUUAUCUGUGCUGGUUUAUACCCCAAAGUUGCUAAAAUCCGACCAAAUUUGGGUAAAAAAAGAAAAAUGGUCAAAGUGUACACAAAAAGUGAUGGAUUGGUUGCCAUUCACCCUAAGUCUGUUAAUGUGGAGCAGACAGACUUUCACUACAACUGGCUUAUCUAUCACCUGAAGAUGAGAACAAGUAGUAUAUACUUGUAUGACUGCACAGAGGUCUCCCCGUACUGCCUCCUGUUCUUUGGAGGUGAUAUUUCCAUCCAGAAGGAUGAUGAUCAAGAAACCAUUGCUGUAGAUGAAUGGAUUGUCUUUCAGUCUCCAGCAAGAAUUGCCCAUCUUGUUAAGGAAUUAAGAAAGGAGCUCGAUGUCCUUCUGCAAGAAAAGAUUGAGAGUCCGCAUCCUGUGGACUGGAACGACACCAAAUGCAGAGACUGUGCGGUGCUGUCUGCCAUCAUAGACUUGAUCAAGACGCAGGAAAAAGCAAUGCCAAGAAACUUUCCACCACGAUACCAGGAUGGGUGUUACAGCUGACAGCUUUUCUGUGGUGAUCUGAAAAGGCAGUCUGACGGCCAUUUUCCAUCAUAGUUUUUUUCUAGAUGCUGAGCCCUGGGACAUGACUAAUUCUUGUGUAUAAGGUGGAGACCUGCAGUAGGUACUCAAGACUUCUGUGCAUGAGUUAAUGACUUAAUGAUAUCAACCGUAGGUAGCGAUUAUAAAUACACCAGGAAGUGCAGUGUAGCCUCUGAUCGUAUACCCUGUUGUGGUCACGUCCACGUUUUGGGAGUAGUCCUGUAUAUUUUGAGUGUCGUACAACUUGAAAAAUUCCUUUGUUCUGUUUUGAAAAAUUAGUCUUUCUGACCAUAAUGAUUUAUUAUAGAACCAGUAAAAAUAGAAUGGUUAGCCAAAAAACAGUGUCAAGUAAGAAUUUGAACACAAUCACAUUUUUUUAAAAUGAAACUUCUAUCGGAAGUAAAUUAAUUGGUUGUAAUAAAGCCCAGUAUUUAAUAAAAUGUACAGUGUGUAAAUCUCA
This is a messenger RNA of Loxodonta africana (African savanna elephant), 3551 nucleotides long. It is a transcript of the gene DHX36, whose product is annotated as DEAH-box helicase 36. Gene Ontology annotation, cellular component: intracellular anatomical structure; cytoplasm. The coding region runs from base 20 to 3052 and encodes 1010 amino acids. Gene Ontology annotation, molecular function: G-quadruplex DNA binding; ATP binding; RNA helicase activity. NCBI's taxonomy places the organism in Eukaryota, Metazoa, Chordata, Mammalia, Proboscidea, Elephantidae. The record is from RefSeq and is a predicted model, not a curated record. The transcript is spliced from 25 exons.